Clunio marinus is the source of this 459-nucleotide messenger RNA. The record is from the annotation of a GenBank genome assembly. NCBI's taxonomy places the organism in Eukaryota, Metazoa, Arthropoda, Insecta, Diptera, Chironomidae.
AUGCUCAUAGCAAAAUCAACUUUUACAUUAUUGGGAAAACAAAUUUUUAAUGUUGUAAAUUUCACUACAUUCUCUGUUAUGGGUAAAGUGCAUACUUACUGCAAAAAUGUGGUUGCCUCAAGUACAUUUACAACUCACAACUUGCAAGAACUUCUUCAAAAGUUCAUAAAAGUUAGACUUAAAGUUUUCUACAUGCUUACAUCUGUAGUGGAAAAAGAUUAUCUCAUAGAAGUUCAAAAGUUUAAAACUUUUGUGAACUAUGCUUUACAAUUCACUUCCCAUCCAUCUGCUGUACGUGUCGACUUUUCACAAAAGUACAUGUUAAAGCUUGGUAAACCAGAAAUGCGAGGCAUUAAAAGAAAUCCUUAUCUGACAACAAUGAGUAAAAUGAAUUUUGAACCUUCUAUAUUCACAAAAGUUAAACAAACAAAGUUGUGUGUUGUUGAAAUAUUUAAUUAA